AUGUCGCCAAAUGACUACACAUUAUUUCCCAUCUACUGCACCGCAGAUGUGCCCACCAGUACACCGCCACGCACCCCACCCACGGAACCUUUCACCUCGCCGUACGCCGGCAUGGCCCCGCAAGAUCUGAUCCAGAUCUUCACAGCACAGCUUAGUGGGGCGGCCACCACCCAUUACAACAAGACCUACUUCGCCAUCCUGGAUGAGCGGACCCUUCAGGACGAGAGCGCCCUCCUGGUGGCGCUGAAGAAGGACGAUGGAGCAAACGGGUUCGAGACGGUCAGAGUGACCUUUGAGCAGGUCCAGAAGCUCCUGAUCGCUUGGGAUGUGGCGUGCGGGAGCGUUGAGGAGGUGCAGGCCAUCGCACAGACGCAACCGGGAGGUGUUUAUGGGAGGACUCCUUCUCCUGCCAGCCCACCUGUUCUCGAGGGUCGUCCGGCACCGAGGAAAAGAUUGGGUGGAGGGAUAUGA
Messenger RNA from Cryphonectria parasitica EP155, 471 nucleotides. RefSeq lists its product as uncharacterized. The transcript has 2 exons. The coding region runs from base 1 to 471 and encodes 156 amino acids. NCBI's taxonomy places the organism in Eukaryota, Fungi, Ascomycota, Sordariomycetes, Diaporthales, Cryphonectriaceae. The record is from RefSeq and is a predicted model, not a curated record.